Messenger RNA from Trichoderma harzianum CBS 226.95, 765 nucleotides. RefSeq lists its product as hypothetical. Lineage: Eukaryota; Fungi; Ascomycota; Sordariomycetes; Hypocreales; Hypocreaceae. The transcript has a single exon. The coding region runs from base 178 to 636 and encodes 152 amino acids. The record is from RefSeq and is a predicted model, not a curated record.
CUUGAUUGCUCAACCGCCUUGACGCAUCAAAGUCAUCCCGACUAUCAACAUUCUCUCGUUACCUCUCAUCUUUGUUCCCUAGCCUCACAAGUGUCGCAGGGAAUUGUCCGCUGCCCAACACAGCAACCGCGUCUUCCACUUCACCCGCAAUAUUUUGUCCAAGUAUCUUUACUCAUGAUGUCUCGUCGCGGGUCAGCCGAUUCGUACUCCUCUGUACUAUCUGAUGACUCCUACCUUGAGACGCUUAAGGAGGUCGACGGCCCAUUCAAGGAAAUACUAAAUGAAAUAAGAAUCACUGAGAAUAAUCGAAGAAUACUAAAGGAACGCAAGAUUCAGUCGCAUGAAUUGAAGAAGCGUGACCCCAACGAUACACAAAGACGGUCAAACUGGACUCCAGAAAUGGAGACGGACUACGCUUCUUACAAGUUCAAAGUCAAUACCCUGGCCGCGGCUAAGGCAGUCCAAGAGGAAUCAGAAAAAAUUGCGAGAAAGAGUAGGAAUGCAGAUGUUGCAACUCAAGAGUUUGCUCGCAAUAAGGCUCUGCAAGAUGACGAGAAAUGGCUAGAUGCGUGUGACAAGCUGAGCUCCUAUAGUGUUAGUAUAAGAGGAAUUCCCAAGGGACAAACCUUGUACUAGGUUUAUGUUGGCGGAUAGGCCAGGCUGGACUGGCGGGCAAUCAACAAGGAUAAAAGGGGUUUAUUCACACAACUAGUAGAUGAUACUUUGUAGGUAUAAUCAAGCGUUAUUCUAUAUUCACAACUGGCU